UUACGCGUGUAGCUUUCCGUCCUGAUUAAAGUAAAGUGUGCGUUGCCCUUGUGAUCUGUCAGAAAGGGAACGCGUUGCGGACAGGUCCAGAGGAUAAGCGCUGCAGAGAGGAGAGGAGAGUUUCUCCGGACCGGACUGUCACGAUCCCCAGACAUAUGCAGUGUCCACCCUGCCUCCUCUGCGUGUUCCCGGCAUUUGGACCUGCGUUCUCCUUGAAUGACCUACACUCCACCUACAGUACAAGCAACGCACUUAGGUUGCUGAACACGUGCUGGUUUGGAGCCACCUUGUGCGUCUUAAUACACAACAAGUUAAAGCGAGUCUGCUGCAUGUUUCAGGCCGACUCUGGAGCAGCUGACCUGGGCAACAAACCAAGACCAACUGCGUCAGAAGGAGCGGACUGGACGUUACAGCUGACAGAUUCAAUGUUUGGACCUGCUCAUUAAAGAACCCCUCACUACAGGAUUUUUUGCGGUUUCUGGCGAUCACAUGAUGUACACAAUCACUAGAGGUCCCAGCAAACUCGUUACGCAGCGGAGGACAGGUCCUACACAACAGGUCGAGAGCAAAUUCAGCGACUUAAAACUCAAACCGACGUCUUGGCUCACCUCAAACUCUCCGCCCCCAAAGAUCGUGUUCAACCGUCUCAAUGGGAAGCGCCACAACGGUUCAGCCAUGCAGAAGACCCAGACCCCGGCGGAGGGAUUCACUCCUGCACACGAGGAGAACGUCAGAUUUGUCUAUGAAGUAUGGCAGGAGGUGGAGCAGAAGCUGGAAGACAGAGGGGAUUCAGCUGACAGUCAGGGGCCCGUUCAGUACACAGAGAAGACCCCCAGUGCAGUGAUGAAGAAUUUUGUGCCAAUAGACCUGGAGGAGUGGUGGGCUCAGCGCUUCCUCGCCAACAUUGCCAACCUGUCGUGACUGUGUGAGGCUGAGCCAGGACUGGAAGUCCACAGCUGCGACUAUUGGUGAACCAUCACAAGGGUGGACAGGAGGCGAGCUUGUCUCGGGGAUCUGCAGCGCUGGGCGGAACUUGGAAUCUGAUUUGAUGCCAUGCGCUUGGUGCUGGUGUAAAGAAACCUGGGUGCACAACGCAGAACAGUUCUGCCUCUCAAAAGUGCAACAACAGUGGCCUGACUGAAAACUCUUGAUAGCAUUGACUUUAUGUUGCGCUGCAUUUAAGGGCCCAUCUGUCUACUUGAAUGAUGAAUGAGAAGCUUGUCUCCUUUUCGUAAGCGUGCUCAGCUCUAUGUACAUCUAGGCUGAUGUUUGAGUAUGAAGCUGAUGACGAGUAAAACAAUAAAUUGUUUUUCAAAAAG
This is a messenger RNA of Melanotaenia boesemani (Boeseman's rainbowfish), 1319 nucleotides long. It is a transcript of the gene mcrip2, whose product is annotated as MAPK regulated corepressor interacting protein 2. The record is from RefSeq and is a predicted model, not a curated record. Lineage: Eukaryota; Metazoa; Chordata; Actinopteri; Atheriniformes; Melanotaeniidae. The transcript has 5 exons. Bases 490 to 921 code for a protein of 143 amino acids.